UCACGUGUUCAGACCCGGAAGUGCAGAGAACACGCUGCCGCGCUUGGAGCUGCUGUUUCGAUCCGGAUCAGUGUGCGUCAGUUUGGACCGGUUCUGUAUCGAUCCGGAUCAGUGUGCGUCAGUUUGGACCGGUUCUGUAUCGAUCCGGAUCAGUGUGCGUCAGUUUGGACCGGUUCUGUAUCGAUCCGGUUCUGGGUCUCAGCGUUGGUCAACGGAGGUCGUUGACGUCAUGUCGGCGGUCGGUUCCGUACCGGGACAGUUUGAUGACGCAGAGGAGGAGCGCGACCAAUCAGAGCUGUCGGCUGUGCAGAGCCAGAUGAGUGAUGUCACAGUGCUGCCUUCAUCAGAGUGGGACGAGGAGGAGGAGGAGGAGGAGGAGGAGGAGGAUGAUGAAGAGUGGGCGUGGUGUUCAGCUGGAGGAGAUCUGACUAAAAGAUACAACAGGACAAGUCUCAACUGUCAGUCUAACAGACAGAAUCCAUCCAAUAAGAAUCUGCCUUCAACUCCGUCUGAUAAAGCUCUGAGGAAGUACGAACACAAGAUCAAUCUGGAUAAACUGAAUUAUGCUGACUCAGUGAUCAAUAAAGUCACGACGAUGCAGAAACAGAAGGAAGCUGACACGUACAGAGUGAAGGACAAGUCAGAUCGAGCCACCGUCGAACAGGUUUUAGAUCCGCGGACGAGAAUGAUUCUCUUCAAGAUGUUGAGUCGAGGUGCGAUCAGUGAGAUCAACGGCUGCAUCAGUACGGGGAAGGAGGCCAAUGUUUACCACGCCAGCACGUCAGGCGGCGACAGCAGAGCCAUCAAGAUCUACAAGACGUCCAUCCUGCUGUUCAAAGACCGCGACAAAUACGUCAGCGGAGAGUUCAGGUUCCGUCAUGGUUACUGUAAAGGAAACCCUCGGAAGAUGGUGAGAACCUGGGCAGAGAAGGAGAUGAGGAACCUUAUCAGGCUGCAGACGGCAGGAAUCCCAAGUCCAGAACCGCUUCUGCUCAGAAGUCAUGUUCUGCUGAUGAGUUUCAUCGGAAAAGAAAACAUGCCGGCCCCUCUGCUGAAGAACGCGUUGUUGUCGGAGUCAAAGGCCCGUGAGCUCUACAUGCAGGUUCUCCAGCACAUGAGGAAGAUGUUCCAGGAGGCUCGACUUGUCCACGCUGACCUCAGCGAAUUUAACAUGCUAUAUCACAACGGAGACGCUUACAUAAUCGACGUGUCCCAGUCAGUGGAGCACGACCAUCCUCAUGCUCUGGAGUUCCUUAGGAAGGACUGCAGCAAUGUCAACGAGUUCUUUGUGAAGCGCGGUGUGGCAGUGAUGACGGUCAGAGAGCUGUUUGACUUCAUCACCGACCCGUCAAUCACCUGCCACAACAUGGACCAGUACCUGGAGAAGGCGAUGGUGAUCGCAGCUGAGAGGACGGCGGAGCAGCGAACAGAUCAGGACCGAGUAGAUGAGGAGGUGUUUAAGAAGGCCUACAUCCCUCGUACUCUGACAGAGGUCAGCCACUACGAGCGAGACAUCGACCUGAUGAAGUUGAAGGAAGAGGAGUCAGCCAUCAGCGGACAUAACGACAAUGUUCUGUAUCAGACACUGACUGGACUGAAGAAGGAUCUCUCUGGAGUUCAAAUGGUUCCUGCUCUCCUGGAGGACGACCAGUCUUCAUCAGAGGAGGAGGAGGAGGACGAGGAGGAGGAGGAGGACAAUCAGCAGGAGCAGAGUGAGGAUGUCUCCAUGGACAAAAAGGAGAAGAAGAAGAUCGUGAAAGAAGCUCAGAGAGAAAAAAGAAAAAACAAAGUCCCGAAACACGUGAAGAAGAGGAAGGAGAAAGUGUCCAAGAUGAAGAAAGGAAGAUGAUGACUUCCUGUUUGUCAGUGUGGACUUCCUGUUUGUCACAAUGUCAUUAAUCUUCAGUAAACAUGAAAACCGGACUGAGCACAGGGACCUGAACUGCUCCUGUUUCUGACCAAUCACAGCUCGUCAGCUUUUUACUGAUGUUUCAAACAGA
Messenger RNA from Dicentrarchus labrax (European seabass), 2000 nucleotides. RefSeq names its product RIO kinase 1 (yeast) (gene riok1). The transcript is spliced from 17 exons. Gene Ontology annotation, molecular function: protein serine/threonine kinase activity; ATP binding. The record is from RefSeq and is a predicted model, not a curated record. Gene Ontology annotation, biological process: maturation of SSU-rRNA. Lineage: Eukaryota; Metazoa; Chordata; Actinopteri; Moronidae. Gene Ontology annotation, cellular component: preribosome, small subunit precursor; cytosol. Bases 230 to 1849 code for a protein of 539 amino acids.